Messenger RNA from Neoarius graeffei (lesser salmon catfish), 2691 nucleotides. RefSeq names its product neurotrypsin. Gene Ontology annotation, cellular component: membrane. Bases 65 to 2581 code for a protein of 838 amino acids. The record is from RefSeq and is a predicted model, not a curated record. NCBI's taxonomy places the organism in Eukaryota, Metazoa, Chordata, Actinopteri, Siluriformes, Ariidae. Gene Ontology annotation, molecular function: serine-type endopeptidase activity. The transcript is spliced from 14 exons. Gene Ontology annotation, biological process: proteolysis.
GCUUCCACUGCAGAAGUGUGCUGGAGAGCUGGACCAUGCCUGCGCUUGGAGCUCAGAGAUAGGGAUGGAGUCGCGCCCGUGGGGGACCGUCGCCCUGAUCAGCGCCUGCUGCUGGCUGGCCGCGCUGGCGGAGGGGAUUGGUGAUGAUAGCUACCUGAACGAAGUUCAAAAUACAGUCCCUCUCUCCUGUUCAGAAGGUUUUACUGAGUUGGGCUACUACAAUGGCACAGUGUCUCAGACAGAUUCAGGCUCGCCAUGCCUGAAAUGGACAGAGUUUCCUGAUUAUGUGCAGCAGUAUCCUGGCAGAGGCCUGGGAGAACACAAUUACUGCAGAAACCCUGACCGUGAAUCCAACCCCUGGUGCUUUUUCAGACAAAGCUCUGGUGCCAUUGGCUGGGCUUACUGUGACUGCCACCAGGGUGCAGUCAGGCUGGUGGGGGGCUCCACGUCUAAGAGUGGUCGUCUCGAGGUGUACUUGAAUGGCCAGUGGGGAUCUGUGUGUGAUACUCACUGGACUGACCGAGAUGCCAGUGUUGUCUGCAGGCAGCUUGGUCUGGGUGAGAUCGGCACUGCGCUCCAGCACUCCUACUUUGGUCCUGCUUCUGGCCUCUUCCAUUACACGCGCCUUGGCUGCCGUGGCAACGAAAGCUCUCUCCUAGAGUGCCGGAGCAGGAAGUUUGUAACCAAUGACUGUAACCAUGGCAACGAAGCUGGGGUGUUGUGUGCCCCACCUGAAGGCACCGGCCCUCCUCUCAGACUGGUAGGAGGGGAGGAGGACUUUGAAGGAAGGGUGGAGAUCUAUCACAAUGGCCUCUGGGGAACCAUAUGUGACGACCAGUGGGAUGAUAUGGAUGCUGAGGUUGUUUGCAGACAGCUUGGACUCGGGGGCAUCCCAAAGGCCUGGUCAUGGGCUCAUUUUGGACAGGGCAGAGGACCGAUCCAGUUGGAUGCUGUGCAGUGCACGGGGAAUGAGCUCUCUUUGGACGAGUGCCCUCACAGUGGCUGGAAACAACACAACUGUGACCACAUGGAGGAUGCUGGAGUGUCUUGCAACCCUUAUACCGAUGGAGUGGUCAGACUGGUAGAUGGAGACAACCCAUGGGAGGGCCGUCUGGAGGUGUAUCACUCUGGAGACUGGGGCACAGUCUGUGAUGACAACUGGACUGAGGAUCAUGCACAGGUGGUGUGCAGACAGCUGGGCUUCAGGGGAAGUGCAGAGGUGGCUCCUGCUGGGGUGUUUGGUGAGGGAACAGGCCUGAUCCUGAUGGAUGAUGUGCAGUGUGAGGGAACUGAGUCCUCACUGCUGGAGUGCAAACACAGUGUGUGGGGUCGACAUGACUGCUCUCACAGUGAGGAUGUGAGCAUACGGUGUCAUAGAGCAGAGACUAACGACGUUCCACUUGCCCCAGAAAUAACAGGUCCUCUGGUGCGGCUGGCAGGUGGGGAUGGCAGGAAGGAGGGCAGAGUGGAGAUAUUCUUGAAUGGAGUGUGGGGCAGUGUCUGUGAUCACGGAUGGAAUGACGUCAAUGCUGCUGUUGUCUGUAGACAGCUUGGAUUCAGCGGAGUGUCUAAGGCACGGCCAAUGGGCUACUUUGGCUCUGGAAAGGGCCAGAUCCAUUUGGCCAACGUGAGGUGCACAGGCAAAGAGUCUUUCCUGGGAGAAUGUCCUGCUAAAGGGCCAGACAGCCAUGUGUGUAAGCAUGGCCAGGAUGCAGGUGUGGUGUGUGGCUAUGUCCCAGAGCCAGAGGCAGACAUCGCUAUAGUGGGGACCCAUACCUGCGGCAUGAGGGGAGGGGCUGAAAGACGCAGCAAGAGGAUUGUUGGCGGGAACAAGUCUCUCAAGGGAGACUGGCCAUGGCAGGCAUCAUUGUGGCUCAGAUCUCAGUCAAGAGGAUCGCAGCCUUUGUGUGGAGCCACGCUCAUUAACUCCUGCUGGAUUCUCACUGCAGCGCAUUGUUUCAAACGGUUUGGCACUGAUGCAUCCCGUUAUGUAGUGAAGCUGGGUGACUAUCACACAGAUGAGCAGGAUGACUUUGAGCGUGUACUCACUCUGGAUCAUGUGGAGGUGCACAGGAAGUACAGCAGUGAGAGCUGGGAGCAUGAUGUCGCUCUGAUUCGGCUUAAGGGAGCUGAGGGGAAGUGUGUGUCCUUCAACCCUCACACUAAUGCAGCUUGUCUGCCUGCACCUGGUAGCAAAUGGGGCAAGAGACCUGCUUCAUGUGUCAUCACUGGCUGGGGCAUGUCGGACACUAAUCACCCUCAUACACUGCUCCAGGCCUGGGUUCCUCUCCUCCCCUCAUGGCAGUGUAGGAAGCGAUAUGGUGAGCGCUUCACCAGUCAUAGCAUGCUCUGUGCUGGCAGCAUGAUCCCUGACCCACAUCGACAUGCUGACAGUUGUCAAGGGGACAGUGGUGGUCCUCUGGUGUGCCAGAGUGAGUCAGGCCGCUGGGUGCUCACAGGUGUCAUCUCAUGGGGUCAUGGCUGUGGUGACCCUUCCUACCCAGGCGUGUAUGCACGUGUCAGCCGCUAUCUCCCCUGGAUCCAGCAAGUGACACACAGCACGGCUCCUCUCCAACACUGAACUACGGCCUGACAAUGAACACUAGGAUUCUAGACAUGGGAAAGAAGAGCCAGACAGUAUUGAGCACCAUGUAUUGCUCAACACUGCACACUGCAAUAGCCUUGAAUCAU